AAUCGAUCUAAUUAGUUUAGCUUUAACCCGGUCAAUAUACAUGCCUCCUCCACAUCAAAGCGUUACUGCCUAGUGAAACUAUGGAAGGGAACCACUAUAAUGAAUGAUGCUGAUUAUAUAUACAAUAAAUGCUUAGGGGUCCAUGAAGUCACUCUUAGCCACCUAUCAAUUAAUGAGGAAGACAAGUAGCUCAACCCCCACAAUCUGUAACCAAAUGGCGAAACAAUCAAAUCCUACAAAACACUUCAUUUAUGCUUUAAAUUUUUACUAUUUUUUGAGAAGCAAUGAACGCUGCAUUUAUGAUUUUAUACGGCGUGAUCGUGUUUGAUAUCUAUACCAGCUUGAAUGCUAGAGCAAUCUACACCGCACUUUAUUUUUUGGUUGAAAGUGGUGCAAGGAAGAAACUGAUGGAGGUGAAGGCAGAAGCAGUAGCAAUGGAGCCAAACAAUGAUGUACUUCUUUCUGAACACAGACUGAAGCAGGAAACAAUAGAAAAAGAAGAGAUUCAAGUGAAAUGCAACGAUACAAUUACUGAACAAGAGAAUUACAAAAUUGAACUAAUGAGAGCUGUUAUUGAAAAGCAAGAUCCUUCUUCCAAGGAAGUAGAUGAAUAUGCAUUAAGAAGGUUUCUUCGAGCUCGAGAUCUUGACGUAGAAAAAGCAUCAACAAUGUUCUUGAAAUACCUUAAAUGGAGGCAAAGCUUUGUACCAAAAGGAUCCAUUUCAGCGUGCGAGAUACCAAACGAGAUAGCACAGAACAAGAUGUUCAUGCAAGGUGUGGACAAACAAGGACGUCCUAUUGCUGUAGUUUUUGGUGGCAGGCAUAUACAAAACAAAAUAGGAGGUGUUGAAGAGUUCAAACGUUUUAUAGUCUUCGCUCUAGACAAACUGUGUGCAAGGACUUCGCCAGGAAGAGAGAAGUUCGUGAUAAUCGGAGAUCUCCAAGGUUUUGGCUAUUCAAGCAGUGAUGUUCGUGCCUAUCUUGCGGCUCUAUCUAUCGUACAGGAUUGCUACCCCGAAAGACUCGGAAAAGUACUUCUUGUUAAUGUUCCCUACUUAUUUUGCACAUUAUGGAAGAUGUUGUGUCCUUUCAUAGACAACAACACCAAGAAAAAGAUCGUAUUUGUGGAAAACAAACGACUGAGAGCAACCUUACUACAAGAUAUCAAUGAAAGCCAGCUUCCAGAGGCUUAUGGAGGCAAAAUGCCAUUAGUUCCUAUACAGGACGCCUAAGCAAGUAAUUGCACUAUGCCUUUAGCUCACUCGAGAAGUUUCAAAUGCUCUCUUCUAAUAGCUAUGAGGAAAAAAAAAAAAGCUAUGAGGAACAAUAUUGCAAAUAUACAUUCUACAUUUAUAUGCAUUACUAAAUAUUCAGCUUCUACAUAAAAAGUAUAUAUUGUUGUUCA
This is a messenger RNA of Nicotiana attenuata, 1405 nucleotides long. RefSeq names its product patellin-4-like. Lineage: Eukaryota; Viridiplantae; Streptophyta; Magnoliopsida; Solanales; Solanaceae. The transcript is spliced from 7 exons. The coding region runs from base 285 to 1232 and encodes 315 amino acids. The record is from RefSeq and is a predicted model, not a curated record.